Messenger RNA from Acyrthosiphon pisum (pea aphid), 11175 nucleotides. RefSeq names its product neural cadherin (gene CadN). Bases 723 to 9878 code for a protein of 3051 amino acids. Gene Ontology annotation, biological process: calcium-dependent cell-cell adhesion; cell-cell junction assembly; adherens junction organization. The transcript has 39 exons. Gene Ontology annotation, cellular component: catenin complex; plasma membrane; adherens junction. NCBI's taxonomy places the organism in Eukaryota, Metazoa, Arthropoda, Insecta, Hemiptera, Aphididae. Gene Ontology annotation, molecular function: calcium ion binding; beta-catenin binding; cadherin binding. The record is from RefSeq and is a predicted model, not a curated record.
GACCGUACCACGGACCCCGAAUCCGCCGCCGCCAGUCUUGCGUGUGCCGUGUGUCCGUGUGCGCGUACGCCGUCCGCCCGCCGUGGUAUACGCACAGUAUCCGCGUCCGCGCGCCGUCCAAAGAGAUUGCACGCACACACGUACACGCCGUGCUGUACACGCGCGCGCCCGUCCGGACGAACCGUCGUGCAGACGCCAAGCGACACCGUCGCGCACGUAUAAUAUCGUACACAGGCACACACACGCGCGCGCGCUCUCACCCCCGGUCGAUCUCGCCCGUUUUACGCCCUCGGCGCGGGGCGGCGCUUUCCGGAGCGCACCGGCACCGUCGACGACGACGACGACGACGACACCACAGCGCCAGCACAGACCAUGUGGAUCGCCCGCUGACCGCACAGGUAUUGCACCGUCGUCCGUCUACCAUUACGUCGCGUAUCGUCUCCCGACGCGCACCGCACGCGUUUCGCCCGAUAUAAUAUUAUAACGGUCACGUUAUUAUCGUCGUUAUCGGCCGCUGACCGCAAGAUGUAGGCGCAAGUCCACCAGAGGAUCGACACGCUGCCGCAGCAGAGUAGACUGGCCGACCGACGAGCCAUCGUCUCCAUCCGCACAAUAUCAUAACAAUAUUGUACAACAACAAUCGAUACGCCGUCGAGGGAAGAGAGGUGAAAACCGUGAGGGACAGACAGACGGACGCGCGGGGGCCGGAGAGCGGACCCGCGAUGAAGACGUCGCCGACCGCGGCGAGGACGUCGGCGCUGCUGACGGCCGCCGUGGCCGCGGUGGCCCUGGCCGCCGUGUGCCGCGCGCCGGGCGCCGGUUGCAGCGACGGCGGUGAGCCGCUGUCGCCGCACAUGCACCACAACAUAGCGAUACUGCCCAGCGACGUGUACCCGGGGUACGGGAUCAAGCAGUUCGCCAGCGACAACAAGUACGCGUACUUCCGGCUGCUGGAGACCGGGUUCUCGCAGUUCUUCGCCGUGCUCAAGGACGGGCUGCUGAUGACCACCACCGACCUGGGGCUGCUGGUCAAGCGGCCCGUCAACCUGGUGGUGCUGGAGGAGUCGCCCAACGCCACGUUCACGCACAACAUGCAGCUGUUCGUGCUGGAGAAGCGCGAGAUGCUGCGGUUCGCCGGCGACGCGGCCUACCCGGACGGCAAGGUGCCGGAGAACAAGCCGCCGGGCACGAGGGUCCGCGGCGUGCCGGUGCUGCACGCGUUCGGCGAGGGCGUGGCCGGGCUGCCCAUACGGUACGCCAUAGUGGACGGCAACGACGACGGGGCGUUCGCGCUCAAGACGGCCGAGAACAUCAUCGCCGGCAACAUCACCAACAAGUCGUACUACCGGGGCGUGCACCUGGUCACCAAGCGGCCGCUGGACAGGGAACAGCGCCCGUCCUACGACCUGAUCGUGCAGGCCGCCGACGGCAGCGGCAUCGACAAGGCGUACGCCACCGUGCACGUGGACGUGCUGGACGAGAACGACAACAGCCCCGUGUUCGGGCAGGCCCUGUACAAGAUCAACGUGGACGGGUUCGCGCUGGGCCUGGACAACGGGACGGCGGGCCCGGGCCGGUACUCGGCCGUGGGCCGCGUGUCCGCGGUGGACGCGGACGGCGACCGGGUGGCGUACAGGCUGUCCGCGCCCAGCUCCGCCGUCGUGGUCGUCCCGCAGACCGGCGAGCUGCUCGUGUCCGACGACGUGCUCCGGUCCCGCGAGUACUUCGAGUGUCAGCUGACCGUGGACGCGCACGACCUGCGCGAGCCGUCCCGCGUCGCCGACCGGCCGGCCACCGUCUGGAUCCAGUACAACUUCGUCGUGCUCGACGACGACGUGCUCAUGCAGGACUUUGGCGCGUACGACGACGCGGCCGACCACCGGGUGUACAAGCGCCGGGUGACGCGGGCCGUGCGGCCCACCAAGCGGAUCGAGUUCACCGAGACCGACGGCGAACAGGAGGGCCGGAGCGUGUUCCCGCUGGAGAAGGAGACCGAGAAGGAGACGUUCAAGAUCCGCGACGAGAACCCGUGGGUGACCGUCGAGCCCAACGGCGCCGUCAGGGUCAAGAAGAAGUGGGACUACGAGGAGUUGGGCCCCGAGAAGACCAUCGACUUUUGGGUGACCAUCACGAACGCCGGCGUCGGAGGAGUGAAAUAUACGGACAAUCAGAGAGUGAUCAUACACGUGAAAGACAUCAACGACGAGCCUCCGUACUUCAUCAACCGACCGCUGCCGAUGCAGGCCGUGGUGCAGUUGAACGCGCCGCCAAACACGCCGAUUUUCACUCUUCAGGCACGCGAUCCGGACACCGAUCACAGCAUACAUUACUUCAUCGUCAGGGACAGAACCGGUGGGAGGUUCGAGGUGGACGAGCGGUCAGGCGUCGUCCGGACCAGAGGGACCGACCCAUUUCAGCUGGACAUGGAAUACGUUUUGUACGUGAAAGCCGAAGACCAGAACGGUAGGAUGGACGAGCGCCGUUUUCAGUCGACGCCCGAGGAACGUCUGUCGAUCGUCGGCGGCAAGAGAGCUCCGCAGUUUUACAUGCAGUCGUACGAAGCGGAAAUACCGGAAAACCAGAGAAAAGACUCCGACAUCAUAUCGGUGAAAGCCAAAUCGUUUGCCGAUCGAGAGAUCCGUUACACGCUCAAAGCGCAGGGCCAAGGCGCCGGGACUUUUAACAUCGGCCCGACGUCCGGCAUCGUGAAACUGGCCAAGGAAUUGGAUUUCGAGGAUUUGAGACAACCGCACGUGUACUCGCUGAUCGUCACAGCCACCGAGGAUUCCGGUGGAUUUUCAACUUCCGUUGAGCUCACCAUCCGCGUGACGGACGUCAACGACAACGCGCCCAAGUUCGAGCUGCCCGAUUACCAGGCGCACAACGUGGACGAGGACAUACCGCUCGGGACGUCCAUACUGAAAGUGAAGGCGAUGGACGCGGACUCGGGCGAGAACGCCGAGAUCGAGUACCACGUGAGCGACGAUCAUUUCGCCGUCGACGCUUCGGGCAUCGUCAACAACAACAAGCAAUUGGACGCCGACAACAACAACGCGUACUACGAGUUCGUCUUGACCGCCAAGGACAAAGGAGAACCUUCGAAGACUGGCACGGCCACCAUACGGAUUUAUACGAAAAACAAAAACGACGAGGAGCCAAAGUUUUCGCAGCAAGUGUACACGCCGAACGUUGACGAAAACGCCGGUCCAAAUACACUGGUUACCACGGUAGUGGCUUCCGACAAGGACGGCGACAACGUCAGGUUUGGAUUUGUGGGCAGCGGUACGUCGUCCGGUCAGUUCGUCAUCGAAGAGAUCACCGGAGUCAUCCGGCUGCACUCGAAAUCGAUAUCGCUGGAGAGAGACAAGUACGAGCUGAACGUGACCGCCGUGGAUGACGGCGCGUGUUGCGUGAACGGCGCGGCGACCAUACAUACCAGUACCGCGGUAGUGGUAGUGUUCAUAACGGACGUCAACGACAACAAACCGGUGUUCAGGGAAUGCGCCAAGUACAACCCCAAAGUCGAAGAGGGAGCGCCGAACGGCAGUCCAGUGCUCAAGGUGCACGCGACUGACGAGGACAAAGGCGUAAACGGUCAAGUGAAGUACUCGAUUGUCCAGCAGCCGAAUCAAAAAGGCACAAAGUUCACAGUCGACGAAGAAACCGGCGAAGUGUCUACUAACAAGGUGUUCGAUCGAGAAGGCGACGAUGGCAAAUUCGUGUCCGUCACGAUUAAAGCUACCGACCAGGGAGAUCCGUCGUUGGAAGGCGUUUGCUCUUUCACUGUCGAGAUAACCGACGUCAACGACAAUCCACCACUGUUCGACCGUCAAAAAUACGUGGAGAACGUGAAACAAGACGCCAGCAUCGGCACGAACAUCCUGAGAGUGUCGGCUUCCGACGAGGACGCCGACAACAACGGCGCCAUCGUUUACUCGCUGACCGCCCCUUACCCGGGCGACGAUCUGGACUACUUUGAGAUCCAACCGGAAUCCGGGUGGAUCGUCCUGAAGAAACCGCUCGACCGCGAGACGUACAAGCUGGAAGCCACUGCCCAAGAUAAGGGAUACCCUCCUUUGUCUCGGAGUGUCGAGGUCCAGAUCGACGUGGUGGACCGAGCCAACAACCCACCGGUCUGGGACCACGUCGUGUACGGGCCCAUCUACAUAAAAGAAAACAAGCCGGUCGGGGCAAAAGUGGUAUCUAUUAAAGCCAGCUCGGGCAUCGAGGGAAAUCCGACCGUGUUCUACCGGCUGAUGCCGGGGUCCACGGCGCAGACCAACAAGUUCCACACGUUCUAUCUGCAACAAAGACAGGACAACGGUUUCACUUGGGCCGACAUAAAGGUCAACCAUCCGCUGGACUACGAAACGAUCAAGGAAUACAAUCUGACUAUUCGCGUGGAGAACAACGGAGCUCAACAACUCGCGUCUGAAGCGACGGUGUACAUCAUGCUGGAAGACGUGAACGACGAAAUACCUUUGUUCACCGAACGGGAACAAGAGACCGUCCUGGAAGGCGAGCCGAUCGGCACCAAAGUCACACAAGUCAACGCUAUCGACAAGGACGGCACUUUCCCGAAUAACCGGGUAUAUUAUUACGUGGUCGAUUCACCGAGGAACGAAGGGAAGGAUUAUUUCGAAAUAAACACGGAAACCGGCGAGGUGUUCACGAAAAUUGUUUUCGACAGAGAAAAGCAAGGCGCGUACGCUCUGGAAGUCGAGGCCCGCGACGGAGCUCCAUCCGCCAGGCCCAACAACGGCGAAGCUCCAAACUCAGUGUCCAAGUUCAUUCGGAUCGGCAUCGCCGACAAGAACGACAACCCGCCGUACUUUGACAAGGCGCUGUACGAGGCCGAGGUCGAUGAAAACGAAGACAUUCAGCACACGGUGCUCACCGUAACCGCCAAGGACCACGACGAAUCUUCCAGAAUACGUUACGAGAUAACAGGAGGAAAUCUUGGAGGGGCGUUCGCCGUCAAAAACAUGACCGGUGCCAUUUAUGUCGCCGGCCCACUGGACUACGAGACGAGGAAAAGGUACGAAUUGAUAUUGGCCGCUUCCGACAACUUCCAAGACAGCAAAACGACGGUGGUGAUUAACGUAAAAGACAAAAACGACAUGCCGCCCGUAUUCAACUCGCCGCUGUACGCCACCGAAAUGGAAGAAGAACUUAGCGGAGCGUAUCCACACCAUUUGUUACAAGUAACAGCCACCGACGGCGACAAGGAUCGUCCGCAGAACAUCGUAUAUUUCCUCACGGGACAAGGAAUCGACCCCGACAACCCAGCCAACAGCAAAUUUGACAUCAAUCGUACGUCUGGCGAGAUAUUCGUCCUCAAGCCAUUGGACAGAGAUCAGCCCAACGGCAGGCCGCAGUGGAGAUUUACCGUGUUCGCGCAGGACGAAGGGGGCGAAGGCUUAGUUGGAUACGCUGACGUCCAAGUGAACCUGAAAGACAUCAACGACAACGCGCCGGUAUUCCCGCAAGGAGUAUACUGGGGAAACGUAACCGAAAACGGGACAGCCGGUAUGGUAGUGAUGACAAUGACGGCGGUGGAUUACGACGACCCGGCCGAGGGAACUAACGCUAAGCUGAUAUAUUCGAUCGAGAAGAACGUGAUCGAAGAGGAAACUGGCACUCCGAUAUUCGAAAUCGAAUCCGACACGGGAGUCAUCAAGACGGCUGUGUGCUGUUUGGACCGAGAACGCACUCCGGACUAUUCGAUCCAAGUGGUCGCCAUGGACGGCGGAGGCCUGAAAGGAACGGGCACCGCUUCCAUUCGGGUGAAGGACAUCAACGACAUGCCGCCGCAGUUCACCAAAGAAGAGUGGCUCACCGAAGUCGACGAGACCGACGGAUUUAAUUUCCCGGAAACUCCCAUAUUGACCGUGACGGUGCACGACGAAGACGAGACCAACAAGUUCCAGUACAAAGUGAUCGAAAACAGCGGUUAUGGAGCUGAUAAAUUCACCAUGGUACGAAAUAAUGACGGAACCGGAUCGCUAAAAAUCGUUCAACCAUUGGAUUAUGAGGACCAGCUGCAGAGUAACGGAUUCCGUUUCAGAAUCCAAGUCAACGACAAGGGUGAAGACAACGAUCACGACAAAUAUCACGUAGCUUACUCGUGGGUCGUCGUCAAACUGCGCGACAUCAACGACAACAAGCCGCAGUUCGAACGGCCCAACAUCGAAGUGUCGGUGUACGAAAACGUCGAAGUCGGCAAGAGCUUGGAAACGUUCAAAGCCACCGACCCAGACCAAGGUGGCAAGAGCAAAGUGUCGUACGCCAUCGACCGCGUCUCCGACCGCCGCCGUCAGUUCCGCAUCAGUCAAGAAGGCACCGUUUCCAUUCAGCGGCAGUUGGACAGGGAGGAAACUCCUAGGCAUCAGGUGAAAAUAUUGGCCAUCGACGAUGGUGUUCCACCGAAAACGGCUACGGCCACACUCACGGUGAUCGUCCAGGACAUCAACGACAACGCUCCGAAGCUCCUCCGCGAUUACCGACCGGUGUUGCCAGAGCACGUGCCUGCCAGGAAAGUUGUAGAAGUCUUAGCUACCGACGACGACGACCGCUCGAAAAGCAACGGGCCGCCGUUCACAUUCAGGAUGGACCCGAACGCGGAUGACGUGAUCAGAGCAUCGUUCAAAGUCGAACACGAUCAAAAGGGUGCCAACGGUGACGGUAUGGCUGUCAUCUCGUCGCUCAGGUCGUUCGACCGAGAACAACAGAAAGAAUAUCUCAUACCGAUCGUGAUCAAAGACUCUGGCAAUCCGGCGAUGACGGGAACCAGCACUCUGACGGUCAUCAUUCGAGACGUAAACGACAACAAAAUGCAACCGGGAUCUAAAGAAAUAUUUGCUUACAAUUACAUGGGUCAAGCUCCUGACACGGAAAUCGGUCGGGUGUACGUGUACGAUUUGGACGACUGGGACUUGCCGGACAAAAAAUUCUACCCUGACGGCACCGAACAUCCACGGUUCAAGCUGAACGACACCACGGGAAUGAUCAUGAUGCGCCACGGCACGAGGGAGGGCCAAUACCAUUUGCGAUUCAAGGUGUACGACCGGAAGCACACGCAAACGGACAUCUCUGCGAACGUCACGGUCACGGUCAAGGAAAUUUCGCCCGAGGCGGUUAUGAACGCUGGGUCCAUACGUAUCGCUGGCAUUUCCGACGAAGACUUCAUCAGGAUAUGGAACUACAGAACGCAGAGUUUGGUCAGGAGCAAAGCCGAUAAAUUCAAAGACAAACUCGUGGACAUUUUAAACACGCCAAGGGAGAAUAUCGACAUUUUCAGUGUUCAAUUGAAACAAAAGUAUCCCCCGUUGACCGACAUAAGGUUCUCCGCGCACGGAUCGCCUUACUACAAAACGGUGAAACUCAACGGUCUGGUGUUGAUGCACCGCGAAGAGAUUGAAAAGGACGUGGGUAUAAACAUCACCAUGGUGGGCAUCGACGAGUGCCUGUACGAGUACGUGAACUGCGAGGGAAGUUGCACGAACGUGUUCGAGAUAAACACGUUGCCUUACAUGGUGAACGCUAACAAAACGGCGCUGGUCGGCGUCCGGAUCGAUACCUACGCGGAAUGCACUUGUGGAGCACGAAACUUCACGAAAAUCGACACAUGUCGAUCGAGCCCCUGCCUGAAUGGCGGACGGUGCUCGGACACCAGGAACGGACCGACGUGUGAGUGCCCGAACGGCUUCAACGGACCCAGAUGUCAGCAGACGGCCAGGAGCUUCAAGGGCAGCGGAUGGGCAUGGUAUCCGCCAUUGGAGAUGUGUGACAACUCUCAUCUAAGCCUCGAGUUCGUCACGAGAAAAGCGGACGGUCUCAUGCUGUACAACGGUCCCAUCGUUCCUCCCGAACCCGAAGAAACACUCGUAUCAGAUUUCAUAUCAGUUGAGUUGGACAGAGGUCAACCACGUUUGCUCAUCGACUUUGGGUCCGGUACAUUAGAGCUUAAGGUCAAAACAAAAAAGAGCUUGGACGACGGAGAAUGGCAUAAGAUAGACGUGUUCUGGGACACAGAAAACAUCCGUUUGGUGGUGGACAACUGCCGUUCGGCGGACAUCACCGAACUGGAAGACGGUUCGCAUCCAGAGUUCGACGACGCCUCGUGCCAGGCCCAGGGCACAAUACCGCCAUUCAAUGAGUAUCUGAACAUAAAUUCACCACUGCAGAUCGGUGGCAGGUACGUGCAAGACUUCGACCCGACUCACUAUCACUGGCAAUCUGCCCCGUACGGCAAAGGGUUCGACGGCUGCAUCAAAAACGUUUAUCACAACAGCAAGCUCUAUGAUCUGGCCAACCCCGGUCUAACCAGAAACAGCGUUGCCGGAUGCCCUCAAACUGAAGACCUGUGCAUGCAGUUGGUCGGCCACAGGUGUUCGGAACACGGAUCGUGCGUGGGCAGCAUGGUGGAACCACGGUGUGAGUGCAGCCCCGGCUGGUCGGGCGCCGAUUGCCUCACGCCCACAAUACCGACCACGUUCCGGCCACAGAGUUACGUGAAGUACGCUCUAUCGUUCGACGCCGACAAGUUCAUGACUAAAAUCCAGUUGCGGUUCAGGACGCGCGAAGAGCACGGAGAGCUUUUCAGAGUCAGUGACCAACACAACCGCGAAUACGCCAUUCUUGAGAUUAAAGACAGCAAACUGCAUUUCCGAUACAACUUGAAUAGCUUGAGGACCGAAGAAAGGGACGUUUGGCUUAGCGCCGUGACCGUCGACGACGGCAAAUGGCACACGGCCAAAGUAUCGAGAUACGGUUCAUCGGCCAUUUUGGAACUUGACGGUGGAGAAGGAAAACAUUACAACGAAACUUAUCGGUUUGAAGGACAUCAGUGGUUGAUGGUGGACAAGCAAGAAGGAGUGUACGCCGGUGGAAAGGCUGAGUACACGGGCGUUCGAACGUUUGAAGUAUACGGUGACUUCCAAAAAGGUUGUUUGGACGACAUUCGUUUGGAGGGGAGAUAUCUGCCGUUACCGCCGGCGACCAACGGAACUCAGUGGGGCCAAGCCACCAUGGCCAGGAACGUCGAGAGGAACUGCCCAUCGAACAAACCGUGCGCCAACGUCAUUUGCCAGGAACCUUUCGAAUGCGUCGACCUUUGGAACUAUUACGAUUGCACUUGCGGCGAAGGCAGGAUCAUGACUCCUGACCGCAAAGGCUGCGUGGACAAGAACGAGUGUCUGGACAGCCCGUGCAGGAACGGUGGCGUUUGCCUGAACCAAGACCCCAGGAUCCGUUACCGUUGUAUAUGCCCAGACGGCUUUUGGGGCGAGAACUGCGAACUGGUCCAGGAAGGCCAGAAACUGAAACUCGGCAUGGGCGCACUGGCCGCCAUACUGGUGUGCCUCCUCAUCAUCCUCAUUUUGGUAUUAAUGUUCGUCGUGUACAACCGGCGACGCGAGUCACACAUCAAGUACCCCGGACCGGACGACGACGUCAGAGAGAACAUAAUCAACUACGACGACGAAGGAGGCGGCGAAGACGACAUGACCGCGUUUGACAUCACGCCGUUGCAGAUACCCAUCGGUGGGUCGAUGAACAACAUGCACCCGCAAAAAUACAAAUAUCCCGCGAUGCCCGUGGGCGUGGGCGUGGGCGUGGAACCCAACGUCGGCAUAUUCAUCGAAGACCACAAGAAACGCGCGGACGGCGAUCCAAACGCCCCGCCGUUCGACGACUUGCGCAAUUACGCUUACGAAGGAGGCGGCAGCACCGCCGGAUCAUUGUCAUCGUUAAACACGGGUACCGAGGACGACCACCAAGACUACGAGUACCUGGUGUCCUGGGGUUCGCAUUUCGACAAGCUGGCCGACAUGUACAGCCGGGACGGCGAACACGAGAUGGACGAGGAGCAGUUGUAGAGGAGACGACGAAAAGCACGCGUUUAUACAGCCGACUGUUGUGUAGAUUAAUGUAAUAUUAUUAUUGUAAUGUCUUCAUCAUCACGACGCAUCGCACGCCACACGAAGUAGUACCUACCCAUAUGUAAUUAAUGUAUAACACACGCGUCGUGUCCAUUAUAUUAUAAUAAAUAAUAUGCAUAAUAAUAAUAAUAUUGUCGUCAUACACACGGGGCGCCGCAUAAAAUAUUUAAGAUUUGAACUGAAAAUCUAGUCAUGAUUAAUUUUUUUUUUUCCUUUUUUUUAAAACAAACCCACUAUAUACAUUAUAAUUAUUAUUAUUAUUAAUAUUAGACGAUCUCAACUCCCAUUUUUGCUGCCAUUUUACUAUGAUAUUUAUAUAAAAUAUAUGCUUACCGUUUAUCGUUUGUGUCUUACCUACCGUAUACCUAUAAUAUUAUGAUACAAUAAUAUAUUAUAAUGUCCCGGCGAUGGUGUAGGGCGGGCACUUAUACUCACCUACAUCGUUGCGUCACAGCAACUCCAUAUUAUACACCCCGCCAGCAAGACUAGAUAACUAUAAUUAUUGUAAUACAAUAAUAUAGAGCCUCGUCGGCGCCGUCGUCGUUUCCUCCUCGUCAUACUUCGACUUUUCAAUUUUAUGUUUUUCCGAAAAUAUUUCGUCAUUUUUUUCCAUCGCCAUUGACACCCCUCCCCCCUCCCCACGUCGAUCGUAUAGUCGUUUUUUUUUUUUAAUUUGAUUUUUCGUACAAGUAACGUCGAGUUUUUUUUAUAUAUAUAAUAUAUUAUAUAUUUACCUCAAUACAUGAGAGCAAAUCAUAUUAUUGAUUUUCACUCGAAAGUUUUUACUAUUUUUAUUCAAACGAAACUGAGAAAAAAAACAUUGUGUACGUCAAAUUAUUGCCAUUGUACUUGAUUCAGGGCAAACGCUACUUUUUUAUUGUAUGCUCAAUUUCUGUUUAGAUUACACAAUAUUAUUAUAUAGUCGUUUAACUGUAUAAAUGUGACACUGAAUUAUAUAUAUAUUUGUAAAUCGAGUGAAACAAUAUACAUAAUAAUAUAUUAUAAUAUUACAACUACAGCUGUAACGUAAUAAUAUUAUAAUAUAAACAAAAAAAAAAACACAAUACAAUCGUACAACACGACACGAGUCGACAAAAAUAAAAUAUUAUAAAAUCAAACAAUUUUUUUUUUUCGUUCGGUCGAAUAUAUAAUAAUAUUGUCAUAAUAUGUUGUCAUAUUGAAAUCUUUUCGUACAUAUCUCUCGAUGGAAAAAAAAAAAAAACAAAAAAAAAAA